This is a messenger RNA of Didymella exigua CBS 183.55, 1899 nucleotides long. RefSeq names its product acetyl-CoA synthetase-like protein. The coding region runs from base 1 to 1899 and encodes 632 amino acids. Gene Ontology annotation, molecular function: long-chain fatty acid-CoA ligase activity; long-chain fatty acid transmembrane transporter activity. The transcript is spliced from 2 exons. The record is from RefSeq and is a predicted model, not a curated record. Lineage: Eukaryota; Fungi; Ascomycota; Dothideomycetes; Pleosporales; Didymellaceae.
AUGACGGCCGCUGCGACUGCGGCCUCGGUGGCUGCGAUUAGCGGACUGGCGGCAUGGAUCAAUGCUAAGUAUCAUAUUAAGCAGGAUAUCACGGCGUUGCGGUAUAUGAAGGGCGCUGAGAGACAUUAUAAGGAGCUUGUACGAACAAAACGCCAAUGCCUCUGGUACUCGUUCAUUCCCCACGUCCCAAAAUACGCAAACGACCUCUGCAUCUGGUCCCGUGAGAAGACGUACACAUGGCAAGAGGUCCACGACAAAGCCGUGCAGUGGGCGCACUUUUUCCUCGAGCAGGGCGUCAAGCCCGGCGACAUGGUGGCUACGUACCUCACAAACUCGGCUGACUUCAUCGUCAUCUGGCUGGGCCUGUGGUGCAUCGGCUGCGCGCCGGCGAUGCUGAACUACAAUCUGCGCGGUGACGCGAUGAUCCACUGUCUCAAAAUCGCGAACGUGAAGCUCGUGCUGGUCGACGCGGAUCCCGAGUGCGCCGAGCGCUUUGAAGAAGCAGGGGCCAAAGUCGAUGAGCUGGGCGUCACGCCCUUCACUGUCAACGCCUCGCUGCUCGAGAAAAUCUACUCGGGCCGCACAGACGUGCCCGGUGACGACCAUCGCGAGCACGUCUCUGGCUUCGACCCAGCCUGUCUACUCUACACCUCGGGCACCACGGGGCUCCCCAAAGCAGGCAAAUUUUUGGUCAGCCGCUACCACGAGCGCAGCAACCCGGGCACACUCCCAUUCGACCAAACCGCUGGCCCAGGCGGUGACCGCUGGUACUGCUGCAUGCCGCUCUUCCACGGCACGGGCGGACUAGCCACCAUGGCCGCCCUCACAGGCGGUAUGUCCGUCGCCAUCGGCAAGAAAUUCAGCACCAGCGGGUUCUGGGACGACAUCCACGACUCACAGGCCUCCAUUUUUGUGUACGUGGGCGAAGCGGCGCGGUACCUGCUCAUGGCGCCACCGCACCCGCGCGAGCGCGACCACCGCCUGCGCGGCAUGUACGGCAACGGCUUGCGACCCGACGUGUGGACGCGUUUCAAGCAGCGCUUCAACGUGCCCGAGGUCAUCGAGUUCUUCAACUCGACCGAGGGCGUGCUGGCCAUGGUAGUCCACUCCAAGGGCCCCUUCGCCGAAACCUCGGUGGGCCACCACGGCGCAAUUAUCCGCCAGGCGCUGAAGAAUGUAUACGUCCCCGUCUCCGUCAACGCGGAAACGGGAGACCUCGUGCGCGACCCACGCACUGGCUUCGUCAAGCGCAACACGUACGACGAGGGCGGCGAGAUCCUCGUCGGCGUCCCCAGCACAGACGCGUUCGCGGGAUACUACAACAACCCGUCUGCGACAGCGAAGAAGUUCGAACGCGAUGUGUUCAAGAAGGGCGACCUGUACUACCGCUCCGGUGACGCGCUGCGCCGCGAUGAGGAUGGUCGUUGGUUCUUCGUGGACAGAUUGGGCGACACGUACCGCUGGAAGAGCGAAAACGUCUCCACAGCCGAAGUCGCAGAGGCACUCGGGAAAUACCCGGGCGUGGGCGAGGCGAUCGUGUACGGCACGCUGGUGCCGCGGCACGACGGGCGCGCUGGCUGCGUAGCGCUUCGACUCGCCGACGGCGUCGGCGCUGAGACGUUCGACUGGAAGGCGUUGCUGGCGUAUGCGCGUAGCAAGCUGCCGCGCUACGCGGUGCCGGUGUUCCUGCGGCUGGUGCAGAGCGGGAGUAAUACGGAUAACCAGAAGCAGAACAAGGGCCCACUGCGACUGGAGGGCAUUGAGAUCGACAAGUAUGGCGAGAAGGUGCCGGGUGGGCAGGGCGAUGUGGUGCUCUGGGCGAAACCGGGGGCGGAUCGCUACGUCAGGUUCACGCUGGAGGAUCUGCAGGCACUGCGGGAUGGGAAGGUCAGCAUAUAG